This is a messenger RNA of Iphiclides podalirius (scarce swallowtail), 204 nucleotides long. The record is from the annotation of a GenBank genome assembly. NCBI's taxonomy places the organism in Eukaryota, Metazoa, Arthropoda, Insecta, Lepidoptera, Papilionidae.
AUGCGUGCCGCGGGCCAGUUCGCGAGCGUGGCUCACCCGUUGGCGGUUUCACUUUCGCGGGCCGAUGCCCCUCGGACAGCCUCGGCACACAUCGGCGUGCCGGGUCAAGGCCGGGAGCGGAAGAGCGGGACGGGCCUUGACACCUAUGAGACGAAUUCGGUUGCGAUUCAAAACGCUAGGGCGCGAAUUUCGCCCGCGCGAGUU